GAGAAAAAGGAGCAGCGAGUCAGUGAGAGAGAGACUAGGGAAAUCACUAGGCCUCUCCCCCUCACGUUGUGUUACAGACUUUCUCUUUUAAGGGAAAAAAUUGAUUUCUUUCUCAUAUUGAUUGCUUAUUUGAUUGAAUUUUUGGAUUUUUAAGAGUUUUUCCUUGUUGGUUGCUUUGCUUGUAGUGUCGGAUCAUGAAGAUUUUGGGUUUGUGGACACAAAUGGAGGAAGAGAAGGACGCUUUUUGGUGCUUAUAAGAGUCUGUCAGAGUGAUUUCCAAGCUCAAGCCGGUCUUCUAUAAUAUUUUUUCAUUCUCAUAAUCUAAAUUUCUGACUUUAUCUGUGUUUGAAAUAGCUGUGUAAAAGUCAAUUUCUUUUUCGGUUUGUCUCAUAUUUUACAUACCCAGUUGAGUUUGGCCUUGUGGGUCUUCUUUAUUUGGAUAAAUUUCCUGUUUGUUGAUAUGAAUUCCCAAGAGUUUGUUAGGAUGGCUUCUACCAGUCAAAUUCGGCUUCUGCAUGACUUAUGCUGUCAAAUUCAGAGAUGAGGGGAAGGAAACAGAUGAAAAUUGAUAUUCACCCAAAAAAGGAGAGAAUAUAUGAUUUAGAGCAACUACAAAGUAGCUUUAUUCAUGUUGUACGUCUCACAAUCUUGAUUUGAGUUUCUAGAUUACAGGUGCAGCAAAUUCAAGCACACAAAGAAGAAGGAUAUAUUGCUUCAUAAUUAGCUUAAAGGAGCAAAUGAUUUUGAAUGGCUACCAUGAAGGAAAAUAAAGAAAAGGCUGCAACAAGUGGUGACAAGGAUGUCCAAAUUCAGGACGACACUACCCCCUCAGUUGUCCAGAAACCUGUCGUCCAAACAAGGAAAAAGAAGACGAUAUCUAGCUUAAUGGACCUCGGUAACCUUCCAAGUCAUCGAGGUCUUAAGAAGCAGAAGCCCGACAAGACCCCUCUUCCCAAGGUCCCAAAGUUCACUCCUCCGACGGUAGAUUUGGACGACCCAAUGGUUAAUGUGGCACCUGUCUAGACCGUUCCACCCGUCCAGUCUGAGAAUCUUCCCCCUCCAGCUAAAGCUCCUCACAGGGCUCAUCCCUCAGAGCCGUCUAAGCGUCCUCCUAACCUAGUGUUGGACGAGGGUUAUGCAUGGAAGACAUUCAAAGGAAUCAUCACUGACAAUAAAGUGAAUUCAUGUUAUAAUAUGUCAGUGAGGGACUUUGAACGUUCUGCAAUUCAUGACCUUUUAAGGCCAUGUCAAAGUUUUACACGACGUCUAGUCAAGCUAAGGAGUUAUGUGAUGAAGCCAAGACGGCCAAGAAGAAGAACAAAGAGCUGAACAAUGAGGUCCUUUUGAAAAAGGGGGAAGUAAUCAGAUUGACUGAGGAUCUCAGUUGUUUGCAAGGAAUAGAGACGAAGUUGAAAGACGAGGUUGAGGAACUUAAAGCAGAUUCCAUUGAAAAAGAGACCCACAUUACUCACUUAGAGGGAAAAAUUUCAAAGUUCAACUUGUCUUUGGAGAAGGCUUGUGAAGAAGUUGUUGCAGCUUUUAAGAAGUCAGACGAGUACAAGAAUCAUCUAGACAGUUAUUAUGCAACUAGCUACAAGUACUUUCAUGCUGAUGCCAAGGAGGCUUACCCUGAUCUGGACUUUGAUUCCUUUAAAAUUCCUCUUGCCACAGAAAGUUCCUUGCUUCCGACUAGUUCUGAGGACGUCAACGUGGUGGACGAUGCUACUAAUGAAGUAACCUAAGAUGCCAUUGUUGCCAGCGGGGACGACCUAAAGUCUGGGGGCAAUGCCCUCAGUGGUUUA
Quercus lobata is the source of this 1802-nucleotide messenger RNA. RefSeq lists its product as uncharacterized. The transcript is spliced from 3 exons. Bases 1245 to 1742 code for a protein of 165 amino acids. The record is from RefSeq and is a predicted model, not a curated record. NCBI's taxonomy places the organism in Eukaryota, Viridiplantae, Streptophyta, Magnoliopsida, Fagales, Fagaceae.